Molecule: messenger RNA, 1266 nt
Organism: Nematocida homosporus
Lineage: Eukaryota; Fungi; Microsporidia
Exons: 1
Coding region: 1-1266 (421 amino acids)
Source: RefSeq, a predicted model, not a curated record
AUGGUAUCCAAGAAAACAUUGGGUUUCAAGAAGAAAGACAAAAAGCCGGCUAAUGAAAAUGAUGCUGCCGUGCGUGAAGAACGCUUAAAACUACUAAAGAAGGCUAAAGAGGAGUAUCUUGCUAAACAUGAUAACAAGAAGAUUAUGUUUAGACGGAUCAACGAUCAGGAUAUGGUAGAAAGGAUAAAGAAAAACAAGGAACAGUAUCUACUUAAUUACACGAAAAACAAGAUAAGUAUUAAAGAAGGAGAUGGUUAUCCUGUUGUUUGGGAGGAUGGCUUUGAUCAAUUGUUUCCCCGUCCUGUCGGUGUAAUAGAUACUACUGCUGUUCCUAGUACUAGUACUAGUGGCACUAAUGUAGGAGCCGGCGACCAAACCGCACAAGCUGCUGGCACUUCUGCUGCAACUGAUGCAACUGAUGCUAAUGCAGGACCAGCAGCUGAGGUAGUAACUCCUACUGUGGACCCUGCUGCUGAUGCAACAACUGCUGCAACUGAUGCAACAGCUGCUAAUGCAGAAGCUACAACUGAGGUAGUAACUCCUACUGUGGACCCUGCUGCUGAUGCAACAACUGCUGCAACUGAUGCCACAACAACUACUACAGAUGGGAAUGUUCCGCCAGUUGUUGGUGCAUCGACCGAAAGCGAUGCUCACCAACCACCUAUAGCCGCUACCACGACUGCUACAACCCCGGUACAAAUAGAACAACCAACACCAACACUAACAGUACAGCAACCGCCAGUAGCACAACCAACGCCACAACCACCAGUAACACAACCAACAGAAACUACACCCAUUAAUCCACAACAACAACCUCAUGAUGUAACUACUACUUCGUCGGGGACAGAUACUGGCACAACUUCUUCGCAACAUCAUGACACGACCGACGAUCCAUGGGCUGGCAUUGGAUGGCGCGCAAAUUAUGAUCCUACAAUGGAACCGGAGCUUGACUUAGCCGGCCUAGACAGUUUGCGAUGGCAAGGCCUGGACACACAGAGACCGGUUGGCGGAGGGUCCUUGUCUUUUGCAGAUUCUCAAGACAUGAACGCGGAUUUACAACCGCACACAAUACAACACCCUGCGAAACCUAUGUCAGACAUCAAUGUCCAGACUCAACCUAAUCAGCUUAUUAGAUUCUUGUCUAAAUCAGGCAUUAUUUUGUUUACAGGCGGCUUUGGGUUAGCUAUACUAAUCACAAUACUAGUUGCUGUAUUAAUGUAUAGCGGCAUAGACAUUACAAAGCACCUAACUGGGCAAGGUAUUUAA